CUGUUUUCGCCCGGGAAAGCUCCCGCUUGCCCCGGUUAUGUGGCCGUAUUUCCCUUCGGGGCGCCGGUGGGGGGGUUUCCCACUCCCUCCUCCUCCUCCUCCGGAGGGGCGGAAAAGGCCUUCUUGCCUUUCUCCGGAGCGCGAUGAGCUUGUCUCAGCCCUGGCCAGCAUCUGCGGCUCCCAUAAGCGAGAUCAGAAACCAACCCUUGAAAAUAUGAGCUCUGCACACCGUCAUAGAACCCUGGAUACGUUGUGUUUAUGCUGCCACCAAAAAAAACUGGCUUCACUGCGAGGGGACAUGUUUUGGCUGCAGAAAAGAGCAGACUAGGGACUGGGAUGCAUCUGCUUUCUAGCGAGUCCCCAUUAUGAACAGGUAUACAACUCUCAAGCAGCUGGGAGAUGGGACGUACGGCUCUGUCCUUCUGGGGAGAAGUAACGAGUCAGGGGAGCUGAUCGCCAUUAAGAGGAUGAAGAGGAAAUUUUACUCCUGGGAAGAAUGCAUGAAUCUUCGAGAGGUGAAGUCCCUGAAGAAACUCAACCAUGCUAAUGUGGUGAAACUGAAAGAAGUUAUCAGGGAAAAUGAUAAUUUGUACUUUGUAUUUGAAUACAUGAAGGAAAAUCUUUAUCAGUUAAUGAAAGAGAGGAACAAAUUGUUUCCAGAAUCGACUGUCAGGAAUAUUAUGUAUCAGAUUCUUCAAGGACUUGCAUUCAUACAUAAACAUGGGUUCUUUCACAGAGACUUGAAACCUGAAAACCUCCUUUGCAUGGGACCAGAACUUGUCAAAAUCGCAGACUUUGGCCUUGCACGGGAAAUUAGAUCCAGGCCUCCCUACACUGACUAUGUAUCCACAAGGUGGUACAGAGCUCCUGAGGUACUCUUGAGAUCCACUAACUAUAGUUCCCCCAUUGAUAUCUGGGCCGUUGGCUGCAUCAUGGCAGAAGUUUACACACUUAGGCCACUCUUUCCAGGGUCCAGUGAGAUUGAUACCAUUUUCAAGAUUUGCCAAGUACUUGGAACACCAAAAAAGAAUGACUGGCCUGAAGGCUACCAGCUUGCAAGUGCCAUGAAUUUCCGCUGGCCUCACUGUGUACCAAAUAACUUGAAGACCCUCAUCCCUAAUGCAAGCAGUGAAGCAAUACAGCUCAUGAGAGACAUGCUGCAGUGGGACCCCAAAAAGCGGCCAACAGCAAGCCAGGCACUUCGAUAUCCUUAUUUCCAGGUUGGCCAAGCACUGGCCACUUCUCGCUGUAUUCAGGAGCUGGGAAAACAGCAGCGGGACCUCCCCGAUAAAGCACAAGUCCAUAUCAAACCCAUUCCUCCUGCGCAGCCUCCACCUAAAGCACAAGUUCGCCUUUCGUUCAGGCCAUUCCAGCAGAACCAGCAAUCCCACUCUGUGAUAUACCCCUACAAGACAGACUCCUCCGUGAGUGACAGUCUAAAGGAAGACCAACCUAGCCAGGUGGUGCUGCCAGAUAUUCACAGUAAAAUCCCUCAGCAGAAAGCAGCCAUUGGGACAGAGAAAAUGAAUGGAGAUCUCAUACCAAAGAACCGGCGCAGGUGGGAGCACGUCACGGGAACCCUAAAAGGCUCUGAGGAUUGGGAAGAUCUGGAAGGCUGUGAGGUCAACCGUUCCCUUACCAGAAAUGAUUUUAAAAACAAGGGACCGAAUGAUGACAUCCUUUGUAGGUUUGAAAGUAUUUUGGAUCUGAAGCCUUCUGUUUGCCUAGGGACUGGAAAGAGUGCACCCUCCUACCUUCGCCAAGACACACCGACAUUACAAGUUUCUGCAGCCAAACAGCAUUAUUUGAAACAUUCUAGGUAUUUACCUGGGAUAAGCACAAGAAAUAAUUUCUCCAGUUCAAGCAAAGAUUCUGCUGCAUCUAAUCCAUGGCCUGGUUCUAGCCUGCCUGGAAAGACGUCGACAGUGGCUGGAGGGAUGGCCCGGCUGAAUUCCAGCCAUUCGGGAUCAAAUGGACUAACGGGUACUUACAUUCCUUCAUUUCUGAAAAAAGAAGUGGGCUCUGCUGGCCAGAGAGUUCAGUUAGCACCUGUCAUUGAUCCAUCUUCUAUGGACCUAUCUUCUCAAUACACGGCUCUGAAAUCUGUGAGGCCUCGGAUUGGGAGGACAUCAUACAAUAUGCCUAUAAAAAGCACACCAGUGCUUUUGCCACACCCACCUCCUGUUCAGCCUGUCCAUGGACGAAUUGACUGGUCUUCAAAAUACACCGCUCAUCGUUGAAUUCUUGAGUUUGAACGUGUAUUUCUGGAACAGCGACCAAUGAUAAAGACAGUCUCCAGGAAUAUUUUAUAAACUUCAAGUUCUAACAACCCUUAUUUUCUACGACCCAAGACAUUCCAAGACUGUUUUCAGGGGACUUACUUUUAGUUGUAUGUAUUUUAAUGCAAUCUUGUAACUUUUUUGUAUUGUUUUUUAUUAUAUGACUGGGGCAAUUUAUUUUCAUAGCACCGAUACACAUUUGUAUAUCAGCUUAGAAUUGUGGGGUACUUUGUGGGGUUUUUGGCAUUUUUUAUAUGAUGAACUUUGAAAUGCAACUUUUUAAAAAGUUUAUUUUUUUCUUUUUUUGUUCACUUUUUAACAUAAGUGAAUAAAUGUAGCAAACUAAGGCAGUAUUUAAUAUAAUUAAGAUGCAUUAAGAAAGAAGGGGGUUUACCAAAUACUUGUGAACAUGGUUGUGUUGUAGCAAAAUAUAAAAAGGAGUUGGCUGGGUUGCCCUUGCCAUGACAGAGAACUACUCGAUCAAUUUAGAAAAACAGCAAGAUUGAAUGAUGAUGCUUUUCAUGGCUUGUAGCACUUCAAGCUGUAGGCAAGAGUAGUUAUGUUUAAAAUGCAAAGAAACAUGCAUACAUAUACUCACUGCAUUUAUAGACAUUAUAGAUGAAAGCAAAAUAGAAAUAAAAAGUUAAAAAAUAAAAAAAAACAUGGUGGGACC
Molecule: messenger RNA, 2952 nt
Organism: Pogona vitticeps (central bearded dragon)
Lineage: Eukaryota; Metazoa; Chordata; Lepidosauria; Squamata; Agamidae
Gene: CILK1
Product: ciliogenesis associated kinase 1
Biological process (GO): protein phosphorylation
Molecular function (GO): protein kinase activity; ATP binding
Source: RefSeq, a predicted model, not a curated record